Molecule: messenger RNA, 2082 nt
Organism: Trifolium pratense (red clover)
Lineage: Eukaryota; Viridiplantae; Streptophyta; Magnoliopsida; Fabales; Fabaceae
Exons: 1
Coding region: 1-2082 (693 amino acids)
Biological process (GO): meristem development; meristem maintenance
Source: RefSeq, a predicted model, not a curated record
AUGAAUGAACCCAUCAUUGAGGUUAGGGAAGAUUUCAUGCUUUCACCAGCUGGUGACAGUAAACCAACUUUAAGAACAGCCCAUUUUCUCAAACCUAUUGCAAACACCAUUCAAGAACCAGCUAAUGAGUUUAACCAAUUUUCAUCAUCUUCUGUUUCUGAACUAAAGGAGUGGCAUUUAACAACCCAUUUUCAUGGGUGGCGAUACCAACAAGAGAAAUGGCUUAGUUGGGUUGAUAAACUUCAACCAAAGUACGAAUCUUUGUGGAGGAAUGCUGGAAUCUUCCAAUCGAUAAUGAGUACUAAAUGCUACAUACAUAGAAGUUUAAGCUUGCUGAUUGGAGUUGUCGAGAAAUGGUGUUCCGAGACAAAUACAUUCGUGUUUCCAUUUGGUGAGGCGACAAUCACUUUGGAAGAUAUCAUGGUUUUAGGGGGUUACCCUGUUCUUGGUGAUCCUAUUUUCAUAUCACUUAAAGAUCAAGAAAUGAGAGAGGUGGAAAAGAAAUUGAUGCUUGCAAGACAACAACUUACUACUAAUCAGAAAACCGGAGGUCAGGCAACAACAUCAAUGUGGAUGGAUAUGUUCAUUGACAAAGGUAGUGAAAUUGAACAUGAAGCAUUUCUUUCUACAUGGUUGUCAAUUUAUGUUUUUCCUCACAAAUUUUGUGUGAAAAAUUGUCUAUUUUCUAUUGCUGUUCAUCUUGCUAGAGGAAAUUCUAUUGCUUUGGCACCAGCUGUUUUGGCCAGCAUAUAUAAAGAUUUAAGUUUGUUUAAGAAAACAAUAGAUGGUUUGUCAAAAUAUCCUGUUAGUGGUGAUAGGUUUCCUUUAGAAGUUACCCUUCCAUCGCCCUUUUACUUGGUACAAAUUUGGGUGUGGGAGAGGUUCAAAAAUUUACAACCACAACCCAUGUCGAUCAACUAUGGAUACCCUUUAUUAUUUAGGUGGCAUAAGGUCAAGGCCUUGAAAAUCAACGAUGUUAAGUUGGCAUUAGACUCCGCUAUCGAUGAUUUUCUUUGGCGUCCAUAUGUUAGAUAUGCUGAUAAGUGUGAAAUGUUUUAUCCGAAUGAUGAAAUUUGGAUACCAUUUAAGAAAGAUUUGGUGGAUGAACAAAUGCUCUCAUUUUUUAUAUCUUCGAGAAUUUCUGAGCUUGUUGGAUUUGAAUCCAUAGAACAGUAUCUGCCGCAUAGAGUUUCUAUGCAAUUUGGAAUGGAUCAAGAUAUUCCAAGUUAUGUGGCUAGAUUCAAUGCGACUAAUGCCAUUGCUUGGGAAAACUACUGCAGGCCUAUAUCUGAUAAAAAAUUGUACUUUCCGGCAAGACUUUUUGAAGCAGAUGUUACUACACAUUAUACUAAGUGGUGGAAGCAAUUGAUAUUUGGUCACAGCGAUUUUGUUAAGAAUAUUGUGCGGAAGAAGAGAACUCUACCUUCAAGAAUACGUAGAUCUUUUGUACGAAAAGCUAACACCCGUGGUAAUGAUAUUGGUGUUCCACCUGGCUUUCCUCCCAAUCUUGUCGACUUUCUUACUUUUGAAAAUUCUUGUGAUUCUGGUUCAAAAAAUUCUGUUCAUGAUUGUUCACCAAUGACAAGUCAUAAUACUCUUGUUCCUUCCAUAUAUCUUGAAGAUUCCAACCUUGUUUCAAAAGAUAACAUUGAACUUUCAGUAGGAAGUUUGGAGGAAGGUUUUAAAGAUGCAAAUGGGAGCAAGGAAGCUGAUAUGUCUAGUGACAAAAUAUUUUUAUCUGAGACUAACGGAAAAAGUUGUAGCAAUGCCAUCCGAAAAAAUGUCUCUUCAUCUAACAACAUUACCGCUACUCAGCAUAAUGUUCAAUUUCUCUCUGAUAAUGUUACUCAAGUUGAAGCUAAAGAAACGGUUGAAGAAAAAGAAAGAGAAGAAAAUGAUCAUGAAGUUGUGGUUUUGUCAAAAGAGCAAUACUUGAAGAUUCAGGAGGAACUCGCGCGUUUGGCAAGACAACAGGAAGAGAUGUUACGGUUAAUGCAGUUGAGGGAGAAGAAGGAUGAAGAGUUGAGGCAACUCCUCACUAGUUUUCUAAGGAAUCAACAACCACCACCAUCAUCUUCUUGA